Molecule: messenger RNA, 3034 nt
Organism: Rosa chinensis
Lineage: Eukaryota; Viridiplantae; Streptophyta; Magnoliopsida; Rosales; Rosaceae
Product: WD repeat-containing protein 3
Exons: 11
Coding region: 36-2849 (937 amino acids)
Biological process (GO): maturation of SSU-rRNA
Cellular component (GO): small-subunit processome; Pwp2p-containing subcomplex of 90S preribosome
Molecular function (GO): snoRNA binding; protein binding
Source: RefSeq, a predicted model, not a curated record
AACCCUACUUCUCAGAAGCGGAGAGAAAAGGAGUCAUGGUGAAGUCGUACUUGCGAUACGAGCAGGGUGCCGCCUUCGGCGUGAUAGUUUCUGGCAAUUCAAACAUCGCCUACGACAGUUCCGGGAAGCACAUUUUUGCCCCGGGCCUGGAAAAGGUGGGCGUGUGGAACGUGCGACAAGGCAUUUGCAUCAAAACCUUAACUCCUUGUGCUGAUGGAUAUUCGCCGCCAGUCACCUCCAUCGCGGUCUCGCCUUCUUCUUCUUCUUCUUCUCUGAUAGCCACUGGGUAUGGAGAUGGGAGCAUUAGAAUUUGGGACUCUCAGAGUAAAAUUUGUGAGACCACAUUCUACGGUCAUACGGGGGCCGUUAGUGUCUUACGGUACAACAAGAUUGGAGAUAGGCUGGUUUCUGGUGGCCAAGAUAAGGACAUUAUAUUGUGGGAUGUGGAGAGGGGCGAGGGCAUCUAUCGCCUCCGCGGGCAUGGGAAUCAGGUCACUGAUCUCGUCUUCUUGGACUGUUGUAAGAAACUCGUUAGUUCCUCAAAAGACAAAUUUUUGAAGGUCUGGGAUCUUGAAACCCCCCAUUGCAUGCAGACAAUAAGUGACCACCAUAGUGAAAUUUGGUCCAUAGAUAUCGAUCCGGAACAAAGAUAUUUGGUCUCUGGCUCUGCUGACUUGGAACUUAGGGUUUACACAAUUAAGCAUGACCUUAAAGCUUGCCAAUCCACUUCUAAUGGAACAGAAAUUGCAGACUCUGGAGAUCCAUCCCCUCCUAAUAAAUGGCAAGUUUUGAAGCUGUUUGGUGAAUAUCAGCGAAAAAGCAAGAACAGAGUUGCAACUGUGAGAUUCAACAAGUCUGGAAAUUUGCUGGCAUGUCAAGAGGCAGGAAAGGUGGUACAUAUAUUCAACGUACUGGAUGAGGCUGAAUCUACCCGUAAAGCAAACCGCAGGAUUCGCCGGAUCAAAAAGAAAAAGUCUGCCCAAGGGGAAGCCGAGGUGAUGAAGGAUGAUGGAGCUGGAGAAGAGGGAAAGGGGCACGAGGUCAUGGUCUCUGAUGUUUUUCAACUUUUCCAAACUAUCCGACCUGGCAAAAAGAUAUGUUCCAUCUCUUUUUGUCCAAACCCUCCCAAGACUUCCCUAGCCACAAUAGCUUUGUCUCUGAGCGAUAAUCUAUGCGUGUUUUAUUCUCUUGAGAGCGAAGCAACAAAACAAACACGCGCUAUAGACCUCCACGGCCACCGAUCAUCUGUCACAAGUGUAGCGCUUAGCUCAGACAACACAGUUUUGAUGUCAACCAGUCAUAAUGCAGCAAAGAUCUGGAAUCCAACUAAUGGUUACUGCCUUGGAACUAUUGACACAGGAUUCACCAUGUGUGCUUUUAUCCUUCCUUCUUGCAAUAACAAGUUUGCACUUGUUGGAACCAAGGGUGGAACAAUGGAAAUUAUUGACGUUGGGAGUGCAACUGUCACUGAAGUAGUAGAAGCACAUGGUGGCUCUGUUCAGUCUAUUGCAAGAAUUCCCAAUGAAAAUGGUUUUGUCACAGGAAGCUCAGAUGGUUAUGUUAAGUUCUGGGAAUAUGGAGUCAAAGAAGAUUCUAAGCACCUGCUAGUGUCAAAUGUAAGAAUGAAGGAGAUGGAUACUGAUGUUCGUGUGGUUUCUAUCAGUCCUGAUGCCAAAUAUCUUUUGGUGGCGUUGGAUACCAUAGUAAAGGUAUUCUAUAUGGAUUCACUCAAACUUUUCGUCACCUUAUAUGGUCACAAGCUGCCAGUGCUAUGUCUCGAUGUCUCAUCCGAUGGAGAGUUGAUAGUGACUGGAUCUCAAGACAAAAAUGUGAAGAUUUGGGGGCUAGAUUUUGGUGACUGCCACAAAUCAAUGUUUGAUCAUCAGAGCAGCGUUCAGCAAGUACAAUUUGUGCCAAAUACCCAUUACUUUGUUAGUGUUGGGGAUGAUAAGCAAGUAAACUACUGGGAUGCUGAUAAAUUUGAGUUGCUUUUAACUAUGAAGGGACACCAUGAGGGUGUUUGUUGCCUCGCUAUUAGUAACCGUGGUGAUUUCUUUGUCACGGGAUCUCAUGAUCGCUCAAUUCGCCGCUGGGAUCGUACUGAUGAGCCAUUUUUCCUUGAGGAAGAGAGGGAAAAACGGGAGUUGGAAAAGAUGUACGAGUCUGACUUCAAGGAUGAAUAUGAGAACAAUUUUGCACUUAAGGAAAAGAUCCCAGCAGAGGGAGCUGUGGCUUUUGCUGGGAAGAAAACUAAAGAAACAAUUUCUUUGACCGACUCAAUUGUUGCUAAACUAGAAAUAGCAUGGGAAGAAUCAAAGCGACGAGCCAAUUAUGAGGCGGAAAAAGUCAGUGGAAACCUGGUUGCUGAGUUUCAACCAAAUCCUUUUAUGCUAGGGCUGUCUCCUCCUGAUUAUUUUCUGCAUGAACUUUUGAAGGUUAAGACAAGCGAUUUGGAGUCGAUGCUAUUGGGGAUACCCUUCUCAGAUGCCUUGAAGAUUUUGUCUUUCUGCAAGGAUGUUGGUCUACGUCCUGAUGAGGUUGAAUUCAUUACCAGGGUGGUUACAUUGCUGCUGCAGAUAAAUUGUAAUCAAUUGAUUUCCACUCCAGCUGUAAAACCAAUAUUGACCGGUUUAAAAGAGGUUCUUUAUCCCAACUUAAAGGCAAAGAAGGAUAUCAUUGGUUACAACCAUGCAGCAAUGACUCAUAUCAAGCAAUUGCAUGAUUCAAGAUCAAAUGCACCACUUCCUGAUGCCAUCUCCAAGCGUGGUGUAGGUGCAAGUUGGUAUGGAAAGACGGAAGAAGGUAAAUGCAAAAAAGUUCGAACAUGUGAACCCACGCCAUAUUUAUAAUUUUAUGUUCCUCGUUUUCUGGUGUUACAAGCAUUUUAUAUUUAAUUAAUGUUAGCCUCUUAAUGCACGCUGGUGUUAAGGACCGAUUUAGCUUAGGAAUUUCAGGGCCGGCCCGCCAAAGGCCGGAAAAAACCUGCCCGGCUCAUUAGCCCCCGUAAGCUAUGCUAUAAAAUGGUUAAAAUCUA